Molecule: messenger RNA, 155 nt
Organism: Dentiscutata erythropus
Lineage: Eukaryota; Fungi; Glomeromycota; Glomeromycetes; Diversisporales; Gigasporaceae
Source: the annotation of a GenBank genome assembly
AGAUUCUCACUACGAAUGCAGAAAUUCCCACUCCAAAACUUCGACCUUCUCAUCCAUUGCAACUGCAAACUAUUUAUUGGUAUUGUGAUCAUGAUCUUUGGAUUUGGUGGAAACCAAAUGAUAAAAAUGAUCUCGAAACUUUAUUACAAAGUUAA